Brassica oleracea var. oleracea is the source of this 808-nucleotide messenger RNA. Its product is annotated as protein TPX2-like. Gene Ontology annotation, molecular function: microtubule binding; protein kinase activator activity. Gene Ontology annotation, cellular component: mitotic spindle; nuclear microtubule. Lineage: Eukaryota; Viridiplantae; Streptophyta; Magnoliopsida; Brassicales; Brassicaceae. The transcript has 7 exons. The coding region runs from base 130 to 663 and encodes 177 amino acids. The record is from RefSeq and is a predicted model, not a curated record. Gene Ontology annotation, biological process: regulation of mitotic spindle organization; activation of protein kinase activity; mitotic spindle assembly.
UUCACUUCUUUAAAAUUUAGAGUCCAUUUAUAAGUUGUGCCAAAAAGAAAGAGUUAUUCCUUUUAUACAUUGUUCUUACAACUACUAUAUAUCUAAUAUUAUACUUAUUAUUUAAUUAUUCUCCUAAACAUGUGUACUGGAAAAUCAUCACACACAAAAUCCUCACCCAAGUUAGGGAAAAUAAGUCCAGCUUCUUCUGUACUGUCCCUGGGUUCCGACAGUAAAGGAAUGAACAAAGUGGAACUCAAAGAUAGAGCGCAUGGCAAAACCAAGGCAGCCGCUGCUAAGAAUGUUGCAAAGGCACCAGCAAAAGAGAACAAAAAGCCUCUUGAGUUCAAGCUUCACUCUGGCGAGAGAGCAGUGAAACGUGCCAUGUUCAACUACACGGUUGCAACAAAUUAUUAUAUCACAAAACUACAGAAGAAACAAGAGGAGAGGUUGCAAAAGAUGAUAGAAGAGGAAGAGAUUCGUACGCUACGGAAGGAAAUGGUUCCAAAAGCUCAACUGAUGCCUUUCUUCGAUAGACCGUUCCUCCCACAGAGAUCGAGCAGACCAUUGACGAUGCCAAAGGAACCAAGCUUUGGAAAUGUAAACAGUACUUGUUGGACUUGUGUCUUCAACAACCAACACUAUCUCUACCAUAUUCAUCAUGCUCAUGCUUAAAUCUUGAGAGCCACUAGCUCAGUUAGAGGCUUUUGCUAAUUUUCAUUUCAAAUCUUCCUUUUCCAAACUAUCUUUUUGUUAAUCUUGGUAAGUUUAUGUCUCUUUUCUUUGGUCCUUUCCUCUUCUCACUUGUUCGUAGAUUUAA